Messenger RNA from Arabis nemorensis, 786 nucleotides. Lineage: Eukaryota; Viridiplantae; Streptophyta; Magnoliopsida; Brassicales; Brassicaceae. The record is from the annotation of a GenBank genome assembly.
AUGAAUCCAAGAACAAACCUAGAGAGUUUCUCCGAUUUCAUUCUGUUUCUGUUCAUGUCUAGCUUGCCCUUCAAGGAAGCUAUGAAACUAAGUCUUGUCUCAAAACGUUGGGAGAGUCUCUCUCACAAAAUGACCAACAUUGCUUUCAAAGAGUCUGAAUUCGUGAAAUAUUAUGUUUCAGACGAUGAACAAAUCAAAAGGGUCGCUAGGCCUUCGUUCGUUCGCUACAUGCUUAAAUGGGUUGCGGAUUUUACCGGUGAAGAGAUCAAAAGUUUCAAACUUUAUCUAUCUAAACCAGUUGAAUUCGCAUCAGCAGAAGCAGUAGUGUUUCAAUUGCGUGGACGCUUUAAUAAUCUAGCGAACCCUGAAGCUAUUCGCUUGCGGUGUCCUCUUCUCGAGAGUCUAAGCCUACAAAAUUGUUGGGACGUUGUUCUCGAAAAGAUUAUUGGAUAUAACAACCGUUUAAGAGCAAUGAUAUUCGAAAAUUGUGAUUUUGCCGUGGUGUACACUACACUCGACUUGCCAAACAUUCAUAUCUUUAAGUACUCAGGUAGGUUUCAUUACUUUGCAUUUGAGAGAAUGAAUAGGGCAAUGAAAGAAGCAUACUUGGAUUUUGGUGUGGAGACAAAGUACCAUGAAGAGACUACAGGAACACUUCUUCGUGGUUUCCUUUACGAUCUUUUAUCAGCUAAAACAUUUACCAUUUGUCCUUUUGUCACUCAACUUGAAAACGCAAGAACUAUAGAGAUAGUAUUAUCCAAGAGAUUUUUCAAAACAUUCAACUAG